AUGGCUGCAUCAGACGAUCUCAUCAACUUUGAUGUGAUCGAAGCCCACAAAGAGAAUAUCCAGGCGCUCCCCAGCGGCCGAUCCGCAAGGAAGCUCGCCGAGACAUUCUCACCUUCGACAGCGCUCACAUCAAAGUCAACACGACCAGCGCUGCAGAGCCUCGCCACGCCAACACCAACGGACACAAAGAACAUAAAUGACUGCAUCCGCGCCGAGUACGAGUCCGAGAUUGCCAACAUUGCCGAGGCCGACGACCCUCUCGACGUGUAUGACCGCUAUGUCCAUUGGAUCUUCGACGCGUAUCCCUCGGCCCAGGCGACACCUGCAUCGCAGAUCCACACCGUGCUUGAGCGUGCGACCAAGGCGUUCGUCAGCGCUCCCCAAUACAAGAAUGACCCUCGCUACUUGAAGCUGUGGCUUCUCUACAUAUCCUUCUUUGCCGACUCGCCGCGCGAGACUUUCUUAUUCCUCGCCAGGCAUGGCGUUGGUGAGACGCUCGCUCUGUUCUACGAGGAGUACGCGGCCUGGCUGGAGGGCGCAGGAAGGUGGGCCCAAGCCGAGGAAGUCUACAAGCUGGGCAUCGAGAGGGAAGCGCGUCCGACAGCCAGGAUUGUGAGGAAAUUUGGCGAGUUCGAGCAGCGCCGGGCCGCACAACCCGAGGACGCUGGCCCCUCGAGCCCUGCUCUCCCCACGGUCAGACCCGCGCUGGCGGCCAAGGUUGAUCCUUUUGCAGCCGUGGAGAGAGAUCCUCAGGCACCGAGCCAGACAAGUGGCCUUGGUGGACAGAAACCCAAGUCCUCCAAAUCGAAGCUGCAGAUCUUCUCGGACGCGGAUGCGCCGCCUCCUUCCGCCAUGGGCUCGAAAGGGUCCGGUUCGAAGGGUUGGGAUUCGAUCGGAUCACUGGCGGACAGGAAGAAGGAGAACGAGAUGGAGCCCAAGCCAUGGGCAGGCGAGACUUUGCAGGCAGGUGGCAAGAAGAGCAGCGGGCCGAAGAUGUCUGUGUUCAGGGAUCCGUUCAAGUCUCAACUUUCCAAAUCACAUAUCACGAUUGCUCCCUCACACUAUCAAGUGACCGUGAACCCUUCUCACGGCAAGAAGGAGCGAGUAUUUGUUGACCUGCAGGCCGUGUACCCAAGCCCUGAAGCUCCUGGUACUGAAUUGAGCUUCGAGGAGAUCUGGGCGACAAACCGUGGCUGGCUUGACCAGUCAUGGCAAAGGAAUGAAACAGUUGAUGGAAGAGUUUCAAGAGGCGUCAAGGACGGCGCGUCAAUUCAGCCGCAAAGAGAGGCAGCAAAGGUGCUCGUUCGUCAAGACAUCAUCACGCUGGAUGAGAAUGGCCGUCUCCCAGAUCAACACCGCGCAGGGAGGAAAAAGAAAUUAGCAGAAGUCAACGAGACCCAAAUCACGAAGCUGGACUCGCCAACCGGUCCCAAGACUUUGAAGAAGAAACACACAUCCGAGCCCACGAUGACCAUGCACACCAGGGCUGCCACGGAUGACAUCUAUGACAUCUUCAACGCUCCACUGAACGCUCUUCUGAUGAGGCAGAUGAGAAUAGACGACGAGACAUCGGACGUCAAGAGUGUCAGUGGAUGGUCCGACUUCCCAGCAGGGCGACACAUUCCUAGCAUUGACCGAGAUGAUGACGAAGACGACGAAGACCGGUCUGUUCUAUCCGACUUGAUCAACAUCCGAGAUGCAGACCCGUCUUUGGCAUUCACCGAGCAUACCAUCACUGCGCCUGAAUUCAACGACAACGACGACGACGACGACGACGACGACGAGGACCUCGACACUCCAAUGUACGACGAUAUGUCCCCGCCUAGGACGAGGACGACAUUCGUCCCUUUGCCUCCGGAAGACUAUGUUGCCGUGACACGAACAUAUAGGGACCCUGUUGAGAUGGCUAAUAAUCGUCUCCCCUUUAUGACGCCCAUCACGGAGAAGACCGAGUCGUCGCUGAAGGUCGAUUCUGAAGACCACGACCGCUACGGCACCAACAAGACUCCUAGUAGGAAGUAUGGCGCCUCACCGCGAGGGGUUGAGGAUAUCGAUGACGAGCAUAUGAGCAGCAGCCCACUGGAGGAAGUGAUUCAUGAAGACUUUUCUCCCGUGAAGCACAUAUCAUUGCCUCUACUGCCCAAGUCAAGGCCAGCCCUGGCGCCCAAGACGGACGCGAGAGCAGCACCUGCGAAAGGUCCCAUCAUCAGGGAAGCGCAGUGCAACCCCGUGGAUGAUGAUGUUCGCAACAAGAUCCUCGAGGAAACGCAACCGCCCUUGAGUUCUUGUCUUGGAUUUUACGACCACCGAUCCGAGAAUUACGGGAGGGGAGGCGAGAUCCGCAAGUUUGUCAAAGCAUGCAGGAGCAGCAGGAACAGUACAGACAGGACAGCUAAUCUUGGUGCCUCCCCUGUCAUACGUCUCCCCGGAAUAGAGACCGAGUACACGCUCAAGAAGGAGCUUGGGGCCGGGGCUUUUGCACCGGUCUACCUGGUCGAGAACUGCUUGCCUGACGAGGUUGAAGACGAGGAGGCGCCGGUGGCCAUGGGCAGGGGGACUUUCUCAGUCGCACAUAACCAACGCAGGCGCCUCGAGGCACUCAAGAUGGAGACCCCUCCCAGCGCUUGGGAAUUCCACAUGAUGCGGCUGGCCCACGCGCGUCUUGGCCCACAGCACCGAGCAACAGCUUCCCUCUCCUGCGCGCUUGAGAUGCACCUCUACCAGGACGAGGGGUUCCUCCUCCUUCCGCUCCACCCUCACGGCACACUCCUCGACGUGGUCAAUAUCUUCCGCGCGGAAUCCUCGGGCGUCAUGGACGAGAACCUGGCGAUGUUCUUCACCAUCGAGCUGCUCCGCACCGUCGAGGCCCUGCACUCGAAGCAGAUCCUCCACGGCGACCUGAAGGCCGACAACUGCCUGCUGCGCCUUGGCGGUGAGGCCCUGAGCGCGCAGUGGCGGGCGGACGGCGCCGGCGGCUGGGGCUCCCGCGGCGUGACCCUGAUCGACUUCGGGCGGGCCAUCGACAUGCGGGCGUUCGUGCCCGAGGUGCAGUUCGUCGCAGACUGGAAGACGACGGCGCAGGACUGCGCCGAGAUACGCGAGGGCCGCCCGUGGACGUGGCAGAUUGACUACCACGGCCUGGCCGGCAUCAUCCACUGCCUCCUGUUCAGCAAGUACAUCGAGACGGUCAGGUGCGACGCCGGCGGGCUCGGGACGCAGGCCGGCCGCAGGUACAAGAUCCGGGAGGGCCUCAAGAGAUACUGGCAGACGGACAUCUGGGGCGAGUGCUUCGAGAUGUUGCUCAACCCGGGCGGGCGCGUCGGGGAUGAGGAGGGCACGCGGAUGCCGCUGCUGAGGGGCAUGAAGGCCGUGAGGGAGCGGAUGGAGGCGUGGCUGGGGGGCAACUGCGAGAAGGGCGCGGGCUUGAGGGCUUUGCUUGGUAGGGUGGAGGCUGUUGCCAAGGCUAGGAGGGUGUAA
Molecule: messenger RNA, 3477 nt
Organism: Diaporthe citri
Lineage: Eukaryota; Fungi; Ascomycota; Sordariomycetes; Diaporthales; Diaporthaceae
Exons: 4
Coding region: 1-3477 (1158 amino acids)
Biological process (GO): protein phosphorylation; mitotic spindle assembly checkpoint signaling; meiotic sister chromatid cohesion, centromeric
Molecular function (GO): protein kinase activity; ATP binding
Source: RefSeq, a predicted model, not a curated record